Messenger RNA from Prunus armeniaca (apricot), 228 nucleotides. NCBI's taxonomy places the organism in Eukaryota, Viridiplantae, Streptophyta, Magnoliopsida, Rosales, Rosaceae. The record is from the annotation of a GenBank genome assembly.
AUGGCCAUUCUUCCCAGGCCUUUAGGUGUUGUGGCUGUUGCUGCUCUCGUUUUUGCUAUUGCCAUCUCUGCUGUUCAGGCAACACCUCUGCCACCGGGUCCCGCCCCAGCUCCCAGUCACAGCGGCACCGAUGGGACAACCCUUGACCAAGGGAUUGCGUGCGUGCUAAUGUUGCUGGCCCUCGUGCUCACAUACCUCAUCCACAGUCCCGAUGUUCCCGUAUUCUAA